Suillus subalutaceus is the source of this 2526-nucleotide messenger RNA. RefSeq lists its product as uncharacterized. Lineage: Eukaryota; Fungi; Basidiomycota; Agaricomycetes; Boletales; Suillaceae. Bases 1 to 2526 code for a protein of 841 amino acids. The transcript is spliced from 9 exons. The record is from RefSeq and is a predicted model, not a curated record.
AUGCAACAUGAAGCUGUAGACAGCACGAGCGCAGGCGCGGAUGAUGUUAUGGGCACCAUGGACGACGACUUUCAAUGGGAAUCGGUCCCCGAUGACCUCAGAGAUAACGACACAUUUAUGCUUGCUGUGCGAGACAUUGUCGGUAGCCAUCCUUAUGAUUUCUCGAUUGAUGUUAUCAACAUUUACACGCUUGACACUAGCACUUAUAUUCACAGUGCAUCCACCAUUGAAACCCCUGCAGAAGCACUGGUCUUGAGCGGUUAUCUGGGUGCUACUCCCCAUUCUCCAACCAUUGCCAUUUCUUUGUCAACACUCGAGCUUUACAGGCGUCUGCGCCUGCGUAAACCUUCACUCAGCGUUGAGGCGUUCACCAAGGUACUUUGCGACCUGUAUCAUUGGCCUUAUCGCCGGAGAUAUCGUACCGCGCUUGCUGAUGCUUUCGACGUCUAUCUCACAAUCCACCGCAACAUUGAUGUUCAAGUAUUGAAGACCCUUGGACGUGAUUCCGAAAGCUGGCGUGUGCUUAAUGCAUGUCCACCAUGCACGUACGAGCUGAAGGAUGAGCCAGAACUUGUCUUCCGACGAAUGAUAGUAUUUGAUGGGAAUAACUCGCUGUCCCGUAUGGCACCACUGGGAGGUCGUCAAGUCGGUGAUACACGCAUAUUCAACAGUGACUACUACCUCGAGCCUGACUACAUCAACGCGCAUGCAUCACAAUCCAACACACUGUCAUCAGAUGACGAGACCAUCAACCCUACUUCUCAAACGCACGCUGGGCAGGACCCUGAACUUACGAACACGUCACCAGCUACGUCAGCAUGCACAGACAACUGGAAAGCUGCUGCAGCGGAUGCGAAGAAGAAGUCAUGGGGAAUAUUCGAAGAGACAGGAAUCUUUGCAAGCGCUUGCCGUCAUGGUCUUGUACUUUGGAUUGCUGAUAUGGUUCGCAGUGGGGAACUUUUCAAGUACCCACUUGCCAUCGUUGGUAAAGCUCUCGAGACUCUCGGAUCACGUCUUUUGGUUGGAUAUGACGUGGGCUGCAAGCUUGCGAUUACCAUUGCCUCUAGCUCGCUAGCGCAGAAGUUUGAUGAUGCUGAAUAUCGUAUGUGCGUUGACGCAUUUCAUGGGUACACCCACAGCUAUGCGUGCCAAGACAAGAACCACCCAAACGUCAUCAAGGGCAUGGGAAUCGAAGAUCUUGCUACGAUGGAGCGUAUUUUUAGCUCGUCCAAUCAACUUGCCGCUGUCACUCGUUAUGCCUCGGCAUACAACCGUCGUGUCUCCAUAGACUCCUUUUUCAAACAGUGGGACGAAGACAAGUAUCUCAACCUCGGUAAUAUGCUCUACAAGAACUAUGUUCAAGCGUGUCAGAUCAUUGAAGAGCAGGGAACUGCUAUCCGAGAAGCCAAGAUUUCGCUCAGCAUUUCAGACGACGAUCUCAAGAUGUGGUCUACAGAACAAUCACAGUACCUCGCAACAUCAGGUCAGGAGGCAGAGUGGGAUGUUCACGCUGUUGUGUAUGUUGAGCUGCUUCAGAAACUCAGGGAAGCAAGAGCGACCUCAGAAACCGCUUCUGCAAUGUUCCUGAAUGCCACGCCGAUGAAUUACGAGUUCAUUAUACCCACCAGCACUUCCUCCUCCUAUUCUACGAACCUCUCCCAGACUCGAAGGCUGGAGACACGACGCCGACAAGCUUCACAACGAUAUGACUCGAUACUACAAGAAGUUGUUGCACUUGAAUUGAAGAUGGGCGUAACCCGACGAUGGGAACCAACUGAUCGCGAGUACCUAGAGACCCUGAAGUAUAUGUCACAGCGUGAAUAUCAUCGCGCGCUUGACAAUCUUCAAUGGCUUGUAGUACUUCGGUUGUUCGAACUCCAUAAACUCAAUAUUUCUCAAACAGGUUAUCGGAUGCGCACUCAUAUCGCGAAGUCCUUGCAAACUCGUUGCAAGGCCAUUCAAAAUGCUGUCAAGUCCUAUAAUGCAGCUGCCCUUGCCCUUGAGCCACCAGCGCCUACGCUGGACUGGUCCAAAGUGUCGCAUUAUAAUUUUCUUGAGGAGUUUGUUCUCUUGCGUGAGACACGCCAAGACAUUCGCAGCAGACGCUGGGCUGAACCGGCGAGCCUUCGCAUUGAGCGCGCACAUGAAGAGAUUCAGCGUUGCCAUGUGGAAAGUCAACGACUGCACACUGCUAUCGUUGAUGAGGAAGUGCACUUCACCCGGGUCAUUUUGGAGGCCAACAAUGCCAGCGAUCCGAUAUGUGGGGCACUUGAAGAAUUUUGUCAACGCCGGCGGCGCAUCAAUGCUCACAUACUCGCUCGUUUACAGGACUUAUAUUCACUUGCCAGCUUCACUGGCUCCACAACAUCAGGUGUCAGGAAGAAUGCUCCAGAUGAUGCAUUGGUAAAUUCAGAGCAUCAGAGCGCUGAAGAUGACGAGAAUGAUGAUUGCGCAGGACUCGAGGAGGAUGACGCUAUUGCUGGUGAAGUCGGCGGUCUACUCAACUACAUAUCUGAAUUACCGUAG